CGCGCUGGAGAGACUCAAUGGCACACAAGCGGCACCGUGCGUAAAAGCGAUCUAAACACUACAGCGCCGCGCCGCACCGAAAACCGACCCGUGGCGCGCGGAGACAUCGGGGAGCGCUGUCUGGCGAAGUUAAGCCCCUUUCUUCAUCCACUGCGCUUGUCCCGAACACGCGUCAGUUUUCGCAUCCCACCUCGCACUGUUUGUUUCUUUACAUUUUUGGAACGGAUACCUCUGAAAUUUGGACAUGUGACUUCGCAUUGGAGUUUACCACGACACGGACCUGCUUUUUCCUGUUUAUUUACCCCCCGCAAAAAUAUCUCCCAAGAUGAAGUUUGCAGCUUGGAUCUUCGUCGCUUCGGUCUUCAUCGGGACGAGCGCUUCGCAAUCAGUUUGUGCCGGCACAGAGAACAAGCUCAGCUCACUAUCAGAUGUGGAGCAGCAGUACCGCUCGCUAAAGAAAGUCUACGAGAACUGCGAGGUCGUCAUGGGCAACCUGGAGAUUACCAGUAUCGACCGCAACCGCAACCUGUCCUUCCUCAAGUCCAUCCGUGAAGUGACCGGCUACGUCUUGGUGGCGUUGAACCAGUUCGACUACCUUCCCCUGGAGAACCUGAGAAUCAUCCGAGGCACCAAACUUUACGAAGGACGCUACUCUCUCGCUAUUUUCCUCAACUACAGACGCGACGGCUACUACGGCCUGAAACAGCUCGGACUCCGCAACCUCACCGAAAUCCAGAAUGGCGGAGUGUACGUGGACCAGAAUAAGUUCCUGUGUCACGCCGAUACCAUCCACUGGAGGGACAUCAUCAAGAACCCACAGGCCGAGCUGCUGGUGGUGCCGUCGAAUAACAGCAACCUGGGAUGCAGACGAUGUCACCGCUCGUGUAACGGGAGGUGCUGGGGACAUCAGGAGGACCAGUGUCAGACGUUGACGAAGACGGUGUGCGCGGAGCAGUGUGACGGACGCUGCUACGGCCCCUAUGUCAGCGACUGCUGCCACCGCGAGUGCGCCGGGGGCUGCUCGGGCCCCAAGGACACCGACUGCUUUGCUUGCACAAACUUCAACGACAGCGGCGCAUGCGUGACCCAGUGCCCUCAGCCGUUUGUCUACAACCCCACGUCCUUCCAGCUCGAACACAACCCCAGAGCCAAGUACACCUACGGAGCGUUCUGCGUCAAGAAGUGCCCACAUAACUUCGUGGUGGACCAUAGCUCUUGUGUACGAGCGUGUCCCAGUAACAAGAUGGAGGUGGAGGAGAACCGCAUCAAGAUGUGUAUCCCGUGUACAGACAUCUGCCCAAAAGUGUGUGACGGUAUCGGCACGGGCAGCCUGCAGACCGCUCAGACCGUAGACGCCAGUAAUAUCGACAAGUUCGUCAACUGCACCAAGAUCAAUGGGAACCUCAUUUUUCUCAUCACGGGAAUUAAAGGGGACGUGUAUCACGACAUCGGACCCAUGGACCCCGAGCGGCUGAACGUGUUUCGCACCGUCAAAGAGAUCACAGGUUAUCUCAACAUCCAGUACUGGCCGGAAAAUAUGACGGAUUUGGGGGUGUUCUCCAACCUGGCAACCAUCGGGGGGAGGUCGCUGUACAGCGGCAUCGGGAUCUCCCUCCUGAUCCUGAAGCAGCGUUGGAUAUCGUCGCUGCAGUUUCAGUCGUUGUCCGAGAUCAGCGCGGGGAACGUCUACAUCUUCAACAACAGCCGCUUGUGCUUCUACAACACCGUCAACUGGACCGGGCUCUUCAGGACCCCGAGCCAGAAGGUCCUGGUGCGCAACAACAGGGACCCCGAGGAGUGCUUGGAGCAGCGUAUGGUGUGUGACAGCAUGUGCUCAGAUGAAGGCUGCUGGGGGCCGGGACCUGACCAGUGCCUCUCAUGUCGAUUUUUCCGUAGAGGACGCACCUGUGUGGAGGCCUGCAACCUGUUUGAUGGGGAGACGCGGGAGUUCGCCAAUGGGUCCGUGUGCCUGGAGUGUGACAGCCAAUGCAACAAGAUGGACGCCAAUACGGUGACGUGCCUCGGACAGGGCCCAGACCAGUGUGUCAGAUGCCUGCACUUCAAAGAUGGACCCAACUGUGUGGAGAAGUGUCCUGACGGGGUACAGGGCGCCCACGGCUUUAUCUUCAAAUACGCCAAGGCCAACAACGAGUGUCACCCAUGCCACGCCAACUGCACCCAAGGGUGUGUGGGACCCAGGCUGCAGGACUGUGUGGGCAUGAUGGACAGGACCCCUCUGAUCGCGGCGGGCAUCAUCGGCGGCCUGUUCCUCCUGGUCAUCCUGGCCCUCAGCGUGGCCGUGUACGUGCGCCGCAAGAGCAUCAAGAAGAAGAGAGCGCUACGACGCUUCCUGGAGACAGAGUUGGUGGAGCCGCUGACCCCCAGUGGAACAGCUCCCAACCAGGCACAGCUGAGAAUUCUGAAGGAAACAGAGCUGAAGAGGGUCAAGAUACUGGGCUCUGGAGCGUUUGGGACUGUCUAUAAGGGUAUUUGGGUUCCAGAGGGUGAAACGGUUAAGAUCCCAGUUGCCAUCAAAAUCUUGAACGAAGUCACCGGCCCCAAAGCCAACGUGGAGUUCAUGGACGAGGCCCUGAUCAUGGCGAGCGUGGAGCACCCUCACCUAGUCCGCCUCCUAGGGGUGUGUUUGAGUCCUACCAUCCAACUGGUGACUCAGCUCAUGCCCCACGGCUGUCUGCUAGACUAUGUCCACGAGCACAAGGACCACAUCGGCUCUCAGCUGCUGCUCAACUGGUGUGUGCAGAUCGCCAAGGGCAUGAUGUACCUGGAGGAGAGGAGGUUGGUUCACAGAGAUUUGGCAGCCCGGAACGUUCUCGUGAAAUCGCCCAAUCACAUCAAGAUCACGGAUUUCGGGUUGGCGCGGCUCCUGGAUGCGGAUGAGAAGGAGUACAACGCAGAUGGCGGAAAGAUGCCGAUUAAAUGGAUGGCUCUUGAAUGCAUACACUACCGGAAGUUCACCCAUCAGAGCGACGUUUGGAGCUACGGAGUGACCAUCUGGGAGCUGAUGACAUUCGGGGGUAAACCGUACGAUGGCAUUCCCACCAGAGAGAUUCCCGAUAUCCUGGAGAAAGGAGAGAGACUGCCCCAGCCUCCGAUCUGCACCAUCGACGUCUACAUGGUCAUGGUCAAAUGCUGGAUGAUUGACGCAGACAGCAGACCCAAGUUUAAGGAGCUAGCGGCCGAGUUUUGCCGAAUGGCGCGUGACCCCCAACGAUACCUGGUCAUUCAAGGGGAUGAUCGCAUGAAGCUGCCCAGCCCGAACGACAGUAAGUUCUUCCAGAGCCUGUUGGACGAGGAAGACUUGGAUGAGCUGAUGGACGCCGAAGAGUAUCUAGUGCCAAAGGGCUUCAACAUGCCCCCUCCGUCCUACUCCACACGGCCCAGGGUCGACUCCAACAGGAACCAGUUUGGCUAUCGAGACGGUGGCCCUAACCCCACAGAAGGCUCUUCGUCUGGGGCCCAGGCCGGGGCGACCCAGGAGGCCUCCGGAGGUUCAGCUCUGGAGGAUCAGCGGUGUAACGGAAGCCUUCACAAGAAGAACAAGAGCCAGGGGACAGGAGAGGACAGCACGGGACACAGGUACAGCCAAGGGACCGCGGAGGACAGCGGGGGACACAGGUACAGCGCAGACCCCACCAUCUUUCUGGGCGAGAGGACAACCAGAGGAGACACGGACGAGGACGGAUACAUGACGCCAAUGAAGGACAAGAGCUCCUCAGAGUACCUGAACCCCAUCGAGGAGAACCCAUUCGUCUCCCGUCGCAAAAACGGAGAGAUCCACGCCUUGGACAACCCGGGCUACCACAGCACCCCCAACAGCCAGCCCUGCAAAGGGGAGGACGAGUACAUCAAUGAGCCCCUCUACCUCAACACCUUUCACAACCCAGCUGACCUUGGCUUGGAAGUCCUCAGGAGGAACGGCCUACCUUUGCCCUCCCAGCCUCCCUCUUCCAUCUCCGCCACCACCUCAGGAUCCCAUCUUCCGUUGACCAUCCAGACCACCUUGCCGCACUACCCGUUACCCUCAGCGCAACCUUCUCCUGCAGGUUUGGGUUGUCAUCACCUGCCGCCAGCACAUCUCCUCCAUCACACUUUGAAAGCCGGUCAACUCGGCAACCCAACCAGCCAGAUCGGAACGUCCACUCAAGUUCAACCAGGUCAGUCGGGUACCUUGUCCACUGCGGCGCCCAUGGGCAUCGGCACCCUUCCGGCCUACCAGAGCCACGGUGCUACCAUGCAUCCUGCUAGCUUGCUGAAACAUGGAGGCCACACUACGGGAAAAGGUAGCGGGAAAAAGCUCAAGGUUACAUUUGACAAUCCGGAAUACUGGCAGCACAGUUUGCCUCAAAAAUCCUCAGUCCAGAUGGGAGCCGAUGGCGUGCAAGGCGGGUCCACCAACGCUAAGCUAUUCUAUAAGCAAAACGGACACAUACGGCCCGCGGUGGCUGAAAAUCCAGAAUAUAUGUCAGAGUUCUCCCUGAAACCGGGAACAGUUCUGCCGCCCCCACCUUACCGGCAAAGGAACACUGUAGUCUAGACUCUGCUACCUUAAAGACUUUUUGCCUAACUGGACAUCUCUCCUUUUUUCUCCGGUAUCCACUGUCCCAUUCAAACGGGGCUAGCUAAACGCUGCUAGCUGAACAUUGCUAGCUAAAGUUGCUGGCUAAAUGUUGCCAGCUAACCGUUGCUAGCAAACCCGAAUCUCCCAAUAAUGUGCCAUCCGCUGUAGACUGUAGCGACGUUCCAAGGAGAGGACACAAAAACCGCAAGCACCUUUACCAUCUCAAGUCCAUUUCGGUUGUAGAUAGACUCUUAGCUCCUAAAAUGGAAUGGGACAUACUGGGACAUAUCUUGAAGGAUUUGAACUCACUGCCAGCCAAUGCGGAGGAGUUUUAACUAUUUACAAUUACGUCUGCUGGUAAUAAAGCAGAUCGACUGUUCUGUGAUGGGAAUUUCGAGGUUUGUAUAUGACUCAAUGGAGCAUUCAACACAAUCAUAUCCGAUCUUUUUGCCUAUACUAGUAUAAAUGUGUUGUCCAUCUCCCAUCCAAUAUGUGACAUUAUCUUUCUACUGUAACUGUGAUACUGUGAUGGCCAAAACGACAGCUUCUCAUUUUUCGUGGUUACUUUUUUGCGAUUUUUUUGUACUUUUAGAAAUGUCCGAAAAUAUGCCGGGCAAACUGCUGUGUUGUCGAUGGUGGACUGGCUGAUUAAGAAGUAGCCUUUCCAUGCACUGUUAACUUUCAUAUCAACACUGGUUGCCAUGUUGGGAGGAAUAGUUGAAGUUACUAAAAGCUACUACAACGAGAAAGUUCAAAAUGAGAACCAGACUUAUAUUGUAUUACACCAGACAGCACCAGCACAGCACAGUAACUUAGAUUCACGUACAUGGCUAUUUAAUUUAAGAUUUUUACAUAAUAAAACG
Molecule: messenger RNA, 5442 nt
Organism: Periophthalmus magnuspinnatus
Lineage: Eukaryota; Metazoa; Chordata; Actinopteri; Gobiiformes; Gobiidae
Product: receptor tyrosine-protein kinase erbB-4-like
Exons: 27
Coding region: 326-4555 (1409 amino acids)
Biological process (GO): positive regulation of cell population proliferation; multicellular organism development; cell surface receptor protein tyrosine kinase signaling pathway
Cellular component (GO): signaling receptor complex; basal plasma membrane
Molecular function (GO): ATP binding; transmembrane receptor protein tyrosine kinase activity; epidermal growth factor receptor binding
Source: RefSeq, a predicted model, not a curated record